CCACUGCGGGCGGGGGGGGAGGGUUCCGGUAGCCGGUGCGCGGCCGCAGCUGACGGCGGUGCCGGGACAGCCGGGAGAACCGGGACAGCCGCGAUAACCGGGAUAACCGGGAUAACCGGGACACCCGCGGCCCCCCAGCCGGUGCCCAUGCCGAGGAGCAGCUGACGGCGGCGGGGACGCGGAAAUGGAGCCGCGGCCGGGCCGGGCCGUGCGGGCGCUGUGCGGCCUCUUCCUCCUCCUCCUGCUCCUGCUGCUGCAGCAUCCCGGCCGCGCCGAGCGGGCCCCCGGCUCCCACCUGGACGACUCGGCCAUCGCAGAGUUCUGCCGCAUCGACAAGGCACUGUGCCACGACGAGGACGAGCAGCUCAGCUUCGAGGCCGUGCGCAACAUCCACAAGCAGAUGGACGACGACGCUAACGGCAACGUGGACGUGGAGGAGAGCGACGAGUUCUUGAGGGAAGACUUGAAUUACCAUGACCCAGCAGUCAAGCACAGCACUUUCCAUGGAGAGGACAAGCUCAUCAGUGUGGAAGAUCUCUGGAAGGCCUGGAAAACAUCCGAAGUGUACAACUGGACGGUGGACGAGGUGGUUCAGUGGCUCAUUUCCUACGUGGAGCUGCCCCAGUACGAGGAGACCUUCCGCAAGCUGCAGCUCAGCGGCCACGCCAUGCCCAGGCUGGCAGUGAACAACGCCACCAUGAUGGGCACGGUGCUCAAGAUGACCGACCGCAGCCACCGGCAGAAGCUGCAGCUCAAGGCUCUGGACACGGUGCUCUUCGGGCCUCCUCUGUUGACCCGUCACAACCACCUCAAGGACUUCAUGCUGGUGGUGUCCAUCGUCAUCGGCGUGGGCGGCUGCUGGUUCGCCUACAUCCAGAACCGCUACUCCAAGGAGCACAUGAAGAAGAUGAUGAAGGACCUGGAGGGUCUCCACAGGGCUGAGCAGUCUCUCCAUGACCUACAGGAGAGGCUGCAGAAGGCGCAGGAGGAGCACCGCUCGGUGGAGGUGGAGAAGGUGCACCUGGAGAAGAAGCUGCAGGACGAGAUCAGCAUCGCCAAGCAGGAGGCGCACAGGCUGCGGGAGCUGCGCGAGGGCACCGAGAACGAGCUCAGCCGGCAGAAGUACGCCGAGCAGGAGCUGGAGCAGGUGCGGAUGGCGCUGAAGAACGCGGAGAAGGAGCUGGAGUCCCACUGCAGCUGGGCUGCCCCCGAGGCCCUGCAGAAGUGGCUGCAGCUGACCCACGAGGUGGAGGUGCAGUACUACAACAUCAAGAAGCAGAACGCAGAGAAGCAGCUGCUGGUGGCCAAGGAAGGGGCUGAAAAGAUCAAAAAGAAGAGAAACACCCUUUUUGGGACGUUCCACGUUGCUCACAGUUCCUCUCUGGAUGAUGUGGAUCAUAAAAUCUUAACUGCAAAGCAGGCGCUGAGCGAGGUGACGGCGGCGCUGCGGGAGCGCCUGCACCGCUGGCAGCAGAUCGAGCUGCUCUGCGGCUUCCAGAUCGUCACCAACCCCGGCCUGCACUCGCUGGCCUCCGCCCUCAACAUCGACCCCGCCUGGAUGGGCACGCCCCGGCCCAACCCCUCGCACUUCGUCAUCACCGACGACGUGGAUGACCUGGACGAGGAGCUGGUGUCACCCAUGUCCAUCCAAUAUGCAGCCUGGCUUUUCGGGCGCAGGUUCAGCGACCGCUCCUCGCUGUCCUCGGAGGAUCAGUCCCUCUGGAAAUACCCUGCUCCGGCCUUGCCCAGCUCAGUCCGGCAGCGCCUGGUGGAGCCGCAGCACGGCCACGGAUCGCAGAGGUUGGUAGAGAGUGUCGUGCCGGGGCAGCCCGAGGCGGGCCCCGUGGCCCCGCUGCGGGCGGGCCGAGUGUCCCUGCGCCGAAUGCACAGCCUCAGCUCCGGACAGUCCUUCAGCUCCGACCUGCCCGGCUCCAGCCCAUCGCCUGCCUCCACCUCCACCUCCUGCUCUUCAUCCACCACCACCGCACCUGCUCCUGCUUGCCAUGUCCACCCUAUCUAUUACCAUCACACCACCUCUUAUUUCCUCCAGAUGGAUUCCAUCCCCGACCUGCCCCCUCCUGAUGUCACCUCUGGAGUUCGCUGUCGCACUGGGAGCUUUGGAGAUUUAACUCGCUGCGACUCCGACUCCUCCAUCCCGCACCUGAGCGAGCAGCAGCGUGUCCCCAGCCCGGCGCCCAAGCUGCUGGCUGCCCGGCCCGCGCUGCUGAGCCGCUCCGUGGAGGAGAAUGUCCCCGCGGGCCCCGCCGCGCCCACCCCCAACGGCGGCGGCCGCCACGGGGAGCCCCCCGCCCUGGCGGCCCUGCAGGAGCGCCCGCCCGAGAGCCCCAUGGCGAUGAAGAAGAUGAUGAUGGUGAACCACGGCAUGGAGAAGUCCUCCAGCCUGGGGGAGAUCAGCCACCCGGCGGCCGGCAAGCCCAGCCACUCGGAUUCGUCGCGGUCGCACAGCCCCAGCUCCACCGAGCCCGACACCCCCUCCCCCAUCUCUGACUGCCGGCCCGGCGGCGCCCGCAACACCCGCAUCCCGCAGCUGGCCGCCAAGAAGAGCCCGGGGGACGAGGACAGCAGCCUCACGGGCGACGAGGUUGACCUCGGCCAGAGCAAGAAAAAGUUCCCCCUAAAGAUCUUCAAGAAGCCCAAGAAGUAGGGGGGGACCCCUCCGGACGCGUCCGGCCGAGCACCGGGAGCGCAGCGCGGCCCCGGCAGCCCCGAGCCCCCAGCCCGGCACGGAGGAGCUGUUGAAACGUUUAAACUUAUUUAUUUCCUCAUCUCCGAGACGAGAAGCGCGCCGCCUCCCCGCGGGGAGAGCCGCCCCUGCCCUCCCUCGGACCGGCCCGGCUUCGCUGUGCAUGGCUUCCAGUUACUCCUGCUCCGCUCAGCCACGCGGCCUUUGCGUUUGGUUUCAAUGUGGUUUUAGUUUUUUUUUUAUUUGAUUUUGUUUUUUAUUGUUGUUA
Molecule: messenger RNA, 2972 nt
Organism: Taeniopygia guttata (zebra finch)
Lineage: Eukaryota; Metazoa; Chordata; Aves; Passeriformes; Estrildidae
Gene: STIM1
Product: stromal interaction molecule 1
Biological process (GO): intracellular calcium ion homeostasis; activation of store-operated calcium channel activity; store-operated calcium entry
Cellular component (GO): plasma membrane; endoplasmic reticulum
Molecular function (GO): protein binding; calcium ion binding; calcium channel regulator activity
Source: RefSeq, a predicted model, not a curated record